Schistosoma intercalatum is the source of this 1979-nucleotide messenger RNA. The record is from the annotation of a GenBank genome assembly. Lineage: Eukaryota; Metazoa; Platyhelminthes; Trematoda; Strigeidida; Schistosomatidae.
AUGAUUCAACGAUUGAAUUCAGUGUAUAUGGUAAAAAAUAACCUCAAGAAGUUUAGAGACAUUAUUUCUGAAUCCGUAUUAACUAACAUUAAGAAUUUGAAUGUAUAUGUAGUUGGUGAAGUUGGACACCCCAAAGCGAAAGUUAUUCGUAUUGUGCAUAUCUCAGAUACAAGGGGGGCACAUGAUGCCUUCACAGAAAAUAUUCCGCGAGGACAUAUUCUGAUUCAUUCUGGCGAUUUUACAUCUCACCCACCUUCACUCAGCCUCCGCUUUUCAACAUGGUGUAAAAGUAUAACUGGUAAACUUCCUCGAUUUAAAAAGCGCCAUUCAUCACCCAUUAAGAACUGGAAACAACAAAUCAAAGAGAUUGAUAAUUUUUUUGCUCAACAGCCACAUGAUUUUAAAAUCUUUGUUCCGGGUUGCUGGGAAACAUGGUAUUCGGAUUCAUCUGGUGACUGUCCUACGCCUGAAAAAAUUCAGUCUCAGCUGACAUCAGCCAUUUAUCUUGAAGACUCCUGGUGUCAGGUUUUUGGGUUGACGAUUUACGGUAUUCCUUGGACUUCAGCUGACGACUUAAGGCCAGAAGACGGAGCAUUUGUACAGAAGCAUUUAAGUCAUUAUACAAAUUUUAAACUUAAAACUUCAAUUAGCUGUCUGCGAUUUACUGAAAAAGCUAAUGGUCAAACAUCAUCCAAACCCACCACUACCGUCUCUGGCCCAUGUCAGUCUAAAGGUUUUGUGCUGCCUAAUAUUGACGAUGUUUCUAAACAAUGGAUGCAUAUUCCAGAUAAUACUGAUGUCGUUGUAACUCACAUGCCUGCAUGGCGUCCUGAACUUUACGCCCAUAUAGCCGAUCGUGUUAAACCUGUUUUACACCUAUGUGGUCAUGAUUUUGCUGGGUAUGGAGUGAUGUGGAAAAAAGGAACUCUCUUUUGUAAUGCUGCUUUACAGCUCACUCCAACAUUUCCGUCUACUGGUUUACCUAGGCGUCAUUCCAAAAAAUCAGUUAAACACAAGUCACAUGACUCUAAUGAGUAUUCUUAUGCGCUUGGUGAUUUUCGGGAACCCCCACUGUACACAGCGAAACCCAAUGGUCGACCCCGACCUCCAAGAUGGCAACGAGGUUUACCAAAACAACUAUCUCGUUUAUUUUCAACUAACCAAAGUUCCACUGGUUGUUCUUUUUUCCGGCGUACUCGUACACUCAGUUCUGUUGUAGUUACACCGACACAGAGUUCAAAAGCUGCAGUAGCUCAUACCAGCGCUGAUAUUGGAUUUAUAUAUGAUCCAGAUAUGCGUGCCGGGAUUGGCGCAAUGGCUGUUAACGAUCCAACAUGUAGUGGUAGUACACAUAUAGGAUAUGCUAGCGGUGGAACUGGUUUAUCUGGCAGUAAUGUAUGUUCUUCUGCUUGUCGUCGCAGUCCUAUCGUUGUAGAUGUUUAUGUUGUCAAUGAUGAUCAAAGUGUAAUCCUUCCCCCAUACGCCAGUUCUCUAAUAAAUAUAUUAAAUACUCAGGAAUGUACAAUUCAUGAUUAAUCACAAUUAUUAUUAUCAUUUCAUUUUACUUAUUCAUAAAAACAUAACUUUAUCGAUUUAUAAAGUAAACUGUUGUAAUAUUGUUCACACAUAUCCAUGCCAUUUUUCGAAUGCAUAAACUUAAACAUAAUUGUUAGGAGAAAUAACGGGAAUCGAUUCUUUUAAUUUGAGUUUUAUCACCUUACAACGUUGUUUAAAGAAGCAGCAAAAAUGUAACGUGAGUUGAACUUCAAGAGUAGCACACGUUUCUCUAUCUACUUUACAGAUAUAAUUUUUAUCUAGUUAACUCAAAGUAUACAUUUUUUACAACCUUAUGUGUGUAUUAUGCAUAAAUAAUUAAAUCUGUAUAUUUUAAGAAAAUAUUUUACAAGCAAAUUAAUUCUUAUCUGAAUUAUUUUUAAUAACUGUUAAAUGAGAUAAAUAAAUGUAUUAAACAUUUUCGU